GAAUUUCUACUACAUCACUAUGCUACGUGACCCUGUGUCACGCUACCUCAGUGAGUGGAAGCAUGUGCAGCGUGGGGCUACCUGGAAAACUGCCCUCCACAUGUGUGAUGGCCGCCCUCCCACUCAGGAUGAGCUUCCUGCCUGUUACAGCGGUGAAGACUGGACAGGGGUGCCCCUUCCUGACUUCAUGAACUGCCCUUCGAACCUUGCUAACAACCGGCAAGUCCGCAUGCUGGCAGACCUGAGCCUGGUGGGAUGCUACAACAUGUCGUCCAUGAGCGAGCUGGAGAGAGGCCGCGUGCUGCUCGCAAGCGCCAAGUCCAACCUACGCAACAUGGCCUUCUUUGGCCUGACGGAGUUUCAACGCAAGACGCAGUAUCUGUUUGAACGGACGUUUGGCCUGCAUUUCAUCCGGCCCUUCACGCAGAUCAACAGCACGCGAGCUGCUAGCGUGGGAAUCAGCGAGAAGGUGCGGUGGCGCAUCGAAGGGCUCAACGCCCUCGACAUGGAGCUUUACGAGUAUGCCAAGGAGCUGUUCCUGCGGCGCUACCAGUAUAACCGCCAGAGGCAACACCAGGAGGAGCGGCUCAGGAGACGGCAGGAGAGGCAGCAGAGACAGCGGCUGCACAGGACCUAUUUGGCUGAACUCUGGAGACUGGGAAUAGGAGGAGGAGGAGCAGAGGAGGUGGAAGAGGAGGAGGUGAAGGUGAAGGUGCUAGAGGAGGUAGCCACCACAGAGGACUAUGGCAGCCAGGUCGUGCGGUGGUGAGGAGAACACGUGAACUGCAAACACUUCAUCGGUGACUGACGGCUGGUUGAUUCAUUGUGCUUUACUCCCCUCCCUCUGUCUUCCUCCAUCUCGCCUCUGCUGUGAAUCUGCCAAAACCUCCUG
This is a messenger RNA of Neolamprologus brichardi, 892 nucleotides long. NCBI's taxonomy places the organism in Eukaryota, Metazoa, Chordata, Actinopteri, Cichliformes, Cichlidae. The record is from RefSeq and is a predicted model, not a curated record.